Auanema sp. JU1783 is the source of this 1200-nucleotide messenger RNA. The record is from the annotation of a GenBank genome assembly. Lineage: Eukaryota; Metazoa; Nematoda; Chromadorea; Rhabditida; Rhabditidae.
AUGGUUAAAAGAAAUUUACAUAUUGAAGGAAGCUGUAGUCCUGGUUUCGAAGCUGUCGAGAAGUCGUUCAGAAAUAAUUUCGGGGAAGGUUGGGAACGUGGAGGAGCUUCUUUCGCCGUUUUUCACAAUGGAAUCAAGGUGGUCGAUAUAUGGGGUGGAUAUGCUGAUCGUGAAUGCAAUCGAUUAUGGAGAGAAGACACAUUGACAACUAUAUUCAGUUGCACUAAAAGCAUCGCUGCCAUUUGUGUUUCUCGUUUGAUCGAUCAUGGGCUAUGUGAUUAUAACGACAAAAUUAUCAAAUAUUGGCCGGAGUUCGGCCAACAUGGCAAAGAAAACGUUACUUUACAAAUGAUUUUGUCACAUAAGGCCGGUUUACCUUUCUUCAAUAAUAAGGUCCUUUCCUUACCUGAAUUGAUCGAUGAGAAUUUGAUGUCGAAGAUCAUUGAGGAAUGUGAACUUGUGUUUGAACCGAAUUCAAAAACAGCCUACCAUCCACUAACGUUCGGAUGGCUUAUUGAUCAGGUUUUUCGCCGAAUCGAUCCAAAUAAGAGGACAAUCGGGGUAUUCUUCAAAGAAGAAAUAGCUGAUAAGUACCAUCUUGAUGUUCACAUUGGAAACUGUGCCAAUGAAGAGUCUCGUACAGCUCGGUUGACAGACUUACAUACUCCCCUCACUCUCAGGGAAGUUGCGUAUGACAAGUGUAUCGCCAAGAUAGGAAAGUAUUACUUCAACCCUAGAGGUUAUUUCAACAAGGCUCUGCAGAACAUGCGAAAUUUCGGAAAAAACUUUAUACUUUACAAUAAUCCUGAACUUCGUAUUGCUGGACAAGCAGCUGUUAAUGGUAUAGCAACAGCAAGAGGACUAGCAGAGUUGCAUCAGUUGUUCAUGGAUCACACAAUAAUUUCUCCUCAAACUUUUCAAAAAAUAGCCGAGCCUUUGUUUGUGAAAGAGUUCGAUCACACUAUUGGGGAAGUUCAAAGUAAAGGAUUUGGCUUUAUGUACACUCAGAGUCCAGAGAAAACUUGGCAGAUAGGUCAUAGUGGGGUAGGUGGUCAAAUUGUAAAAAUGGAUCCUUCUAAUCAUAUAGUAAUUGCUUACUUAACGAAUGCCAUGAAAGCUGGCACAGGUGAGCAUGUCUUCACAUGCAACCGAUUAACCAGAAAGGUUUAUGAAUGUCUUAAAAAACUGCCUUCUUCUUAA